AUGAAGGUCGCUGUGGUCAAUCCGCGGCCCGGUCAGAGUCCGAUCUCGAUCGCGAUCAACGAAAUGUCGAAGCGGAAAUCUCCGUCUGUCGUGGCGAUAUCCAACGGCGAUAGGCUCCUGUCAGAGGAAGCCGUUGGAAUCGCUGCGAGGUACCCCGAUCGCGUGUACACACGAGCAAGGGACAUGGUCGGCGUUCCAGUAGAUGAGGUUAAGGAACUACUAAAAAGCAGCUAUCUUCCGUACGAUGUCGUCGGAGGGGAUGGGAGGCCGGAAGAAGAAACGGAAGACGACUCAAUGGAGUCGGAAGUCAUCAGCGAGGUGACGUCAGAUACAGACGGCGACUCGGCUUCGGAGCGGUCGUCAGGCAAGGACAAGGCGAAGAAAUUGAAGCGGAAGCGUCCGGUGCGGAUUCGAACCCACGACCGCUCGACGGAGUACUCCGCUGAAGAGCUGCUCGCGAUGCAGCUGGGUUACGCCAAGGGACUAGCGGAUGCUCACGGAAGAACGGGGAUUGUGGACGCUGUCAUUAGCGUUCCCGCGUACUUCUCCCAGAGCCAGAGGCAGUCGAUUAUUGACGCUGGCGCUCUGGUUGGCGUGAAUGUGAUGGCGUUGAUUCAGGAGCAUGCGGGAGUUGCGCUGCAGUACGGCAUGGAUAAGGAUUUCAGCAAUGGCAGUCGACAUGUGGUUAUCUUCGACAUGGGUGCCACGUCGACCUAUGCGGCCGUGAUUUAUUACUCGGCGUACGCGACGAAGGAGCGCGGGAAGAGCAUCACUGUGAACCAGUUUCAGGUGAAAUCCGUGAGAUGGAACGCGGAUCUGGGGGGGCAGACGCUGGAGGCGCGCAUGCUGGAGCACUUCGCGGACGAGUUCAACGCGAAGCACAGCGGUGUGGAAAUCCGCACGUCGCCCAAGGCCAUGGCGAAGCUGAAGAAGCAGGUGAAGCGCACCAAGGAGAUCCUCAGCGCCAACUCCGAGGCCCCCAUCUCUGUGGAGUCGCUCUACGAUGAUCAUGACUUCAGAUCAUCCAUCACUCGGGAGAAGUUUGAAGAGCUGUGUGCGGAUGUGUGGCCUCAAGUGGUGGCACCGCUGCAAGGGGCGAUAGCUGACGCCAACAUCACCAUGGACGACAUCUAUGCCGUGGAGCUCGUGGGGGGAGCGACUCGUGUUCCUAAAGUGCAGUCUGUGCUGACGGAGGCACUGGGUGGCAACCGCUCGCUGGAUCGCCACCUGGAUGCUGACGAGGCGCUCGCUCUAGGCGCGUCCUUGCUGGCAGCGAACCUGAGUGACGGAUUCAAGCUCAACCGUCGGAUCGGCAUGAUCGACGGGCUGCCGUUUGCUGUCAAGUACCGGGUGGAGCCUUUGCCUGUGGAUGCGGGUGCUGGGGGUGAUGGUGGGGCUGGCGAGGCAGUGGAUGGAUCAGAAGGGUCUGUGGUGGAGGAGAUGCUGUUUCCACGAUUGAAGAAGAUGCCCAUUAAGAUCAUCCGGUCGCUGAAGGAGCAAACGAGUGACUUCACCCUCUCGUUCCUGUACGAUGAUUCACAGGGCCUGCCCCCCCGGUGGCCCAAGGGUGCUCCCAUUUCCACUCUGCACGUGUCUGGCGUGGCCAAGGGCAUUGCCAAGUACUCGGGGUACAACCUGACGCACCCCAUCAGGGCGAGCCUGCACUUCCACCUGACCCGCAGCGGCACAGUGGGGCUUGAGAAGGCAGAGCUGGUCGUUGACUUCUCUGAAUGGAUUGAAGUGCCGGUUAUCCCGCCCCCGUCCGCUGCCAACGCCACUGCUAACGCCACUGCCAAUGCAACUGCGAAUGCCACUGCUGCCAACGCUACUGGUGACGGUGCUGCGGGUGGUGCUGGUGAUGAUGGGUCAGAGGCAGCUGCAGCGGAGAAAGAUGUUUCAGCAGGAGAGGGCAGCAGUGACGUUGGGAGCGAAGGCGCAGGAGAGAAGGGAGAGGGCGAGAAGGGUGGAGAGGAGGCGGGGAAAGACGGGGAGAAGAAGGGGGAGAAGGAAGGAGAGAAGGAGGCAGAGGCGCCUAAAGUGCAGAUGAGGAAGAAGCUAAGGAAGAGGACGAUCAGGGUGCCUCUGCAGGUGUCUGAUACGACUGAAGGGUUCCAGCGCAUGAUGACGGACGAGGAGAUGACAGAUGCCGAGAUCCGAUUGGACAAGCUGAAGAAGAGGGACGAGGAGAAGCGAGCCGUUGCUGAGGCGAAGAACACCCUGGAGGCUUAUAUCUACUCCAUGAAGGAUAAGAUGGAAUCAGAGGAGGAUCUGAUCAAGGUCACCACGCAGCAACAGCGCGACUCCUUCCGCUCCCAGCUAGUUGAUGCCGAGGACUGGCUAUACAUGGAUGGGGAGAACGCCAAGGCAGCAGAGUUCAAGGCCAAGCUGGGUGACCUCAAGAAAACCGGAGAUGCCUUCAUGUUCCGCAAGAACGAGCUGACUGCUCGCCCUGCUGCUGUCGGUGUUGGCCGUUCCUUUGCCGACUCCACGUAUGAUCUACUGGAGUCGUGGAGAACCGAGAAGCCAUGGUUGAACGCCACCACUGACAUUGACCCGGUUUUGUCUGACGUGGAGGGCUUUAUUAAGUGGCUUGACGAGAAGACAGCAGCUCAAGCCAAGAAGCGUGCUCAUGAGGACCCAGCCUUUUCAUCGAAGGAGGUCUACAGCAGAGUGGAUACCAUCGAAGCCAAGGUGAAUCGUGUCAAGCGAAUCCCGAAGCCGAAGCCCAAGAAGGUUCCUGCACCUCCCUCUUCCCGCAACGCCACCACCAGCAACAACACCACUGGUGCUUCUGAUUCUACCACUGAAACCCCUUCCUCCUCUUCCACUAAGGACAAAAGUGCCUCCCCGCCACCGGCCGGCGGUGAGGAGAAAGGAAAGGGCGAGGAGUGGAAGGAUGUGCGAGAUGAGUUAGCUGGAGUUGGAGCUGGAGUUGGAGCUGGAGUUGGCACUGGAGUUUCUGGUUCUGGGGGUGCUGGAGUUGGAGCUGGGGUUGGAGCUGGAGUUUCUGGUUCUGGAGUUGGAGCUGACCAGGUGGGUGCAGAGGACUCUUGUCGUCCGGGAGCUGGUGCUGGCCGCGCGGACACUGGGGGUGCUGCGUCUGGGGGUGAGGGUGCGCCUCCUUCUGGUUCAGGUGAGCCUGGGUCUGGAGCUGGUGUUAGUGCUGCCUCUGGGGGUGGUGAGCCUAGUUCUUCUGGAGUGGACUCUGGAGCUGCCGCUGCUUCGGACACUACUCCGCCCCCCCACCCCUACCCGACUAGGCACCAGGCUCGUGUUCGCCGUGCCCGUGACGAGCAGCUGGCGUUGGAGAGAGAGGAGAGGGAGUUACAGCGGCUGGAGGAGCAGCAGCAGCAGCUGGAGCCGCAGGAGCAGCAGCAGCAGCAGCAGCAGCAGCAGCUGGACCCGCAGGAGCAGGAGUCCCAGCAGCAGCCGCGUCCGCAGCAGCAGCAGUCACAGCCGCAGCAGCAGCAGCCACUUCCUCCUCCUGUCUCGGGUCUUCGGAUCCUUGGUCUCCCCUCCCCUUCUCCUCCCUCCUCCGCCUCUCCUCCUGUCUACGGUCCCACGUUUCCUCCUCCUGACUCCUCCCCCGCUGUUUUCCCCAGUUCUCCGCCCUUGUCCUCUUCUCCUCCGUCUCGUUCUUGGGCUACUCGUCGCUCCCCUCGUGCUCGUCCCUCGUCUUCUGUUCCCUUCACUGACCUUCGUACUGCCUUCCUUCUUUCUAGUCCACCUCGUCCGUCUCAGUCUGUGCUUCCAUCUCCUCCUGAGUCGGCCCUCACUGUGUCGCUCCCUACUCCUGUCACUGACUACUACCGCACGUACCGUCCUGUUCUCUCUCGUGUUCUCGCCUCUCUUGUUACUCACCCUCGUGCCUCUGUGUCCUCUGUGUCCGCUCUUACUGCCGCAGUUACUGACUUUGCCUCUACCCGCCGCCUUGACUACGCCACCACGCUUGUGGCUGCUCCUCCUACCAGUCCUCUGGCCGUCGGGGGUGUGUCUGCCCUUGGCUGUGACGCCCUAGAGGACAGGCAGUUUGAGCUAGAGUUCCUGGCGGCCGCUUCCCCUCAUCUCUGUGCCAUGCUCCUCGCCCCUGAGGGUGACCCCGACGCCCUUGACAUUCCGACUCCUCGCACUUACGCUGAGGCAGUGUCAGGGCCUUGGGCCUCUCAGUGGAGAGCUGCCAUGGACGCAGAGAUGGCCUCCUACAGAUCCACAGGCACCUACGUCGAUGAGGUUCCCCCCCCUGGGGCGAACGUAGUCGACGGCAUGUGGAUCUACAGGGUGAAGCGGCCACCGGGAUCUCCCCCGGUCUUCAAGGCGCGCUACGUGGCUAGAGGUUUCAGUCAGCGUGAGGGAGUUGACUUCUUUCAGACCUUCGCACCUACCCCGAAGAUGACCACUCUUCGGGUGUUACUACACGUAGCAGCACAGAGAGACUACGAGUUACACUCUCUCGACUUCUCCACUGCUUUCCUUCAGGGCAGCCUACACGAGGAGGUCUGGUUGCGUCGUCCCUCGGCGUUCACUGGCACCUUCCCUCCUGGGACCCACCGUCUUCUGCCGACCCGUCGCUGUUCGUUCGUCGUGGCUCCACACCGUUCUUUGUUCUGGUUUACGUCGACGACCUAG
Closterium sp. NIES-65 is the source of this 4626-nucleotide messenger RNA. NCBI's taxonomy places the organism in Eukaryota, Viridiplantae, Streptophyta, Zygnematophyceae, Desmidiales, Closteriaceae. The record is from the annotation of a GenBank genome assembly.